Lolium perenne is the source of this 941-nucleotide messenger RNA. RefSeq lists its product as uncharacterized. The record is from RefSeq and is a predicted model, not a curated record. Lineage: Eukaryota; Viridiplantae; Streptophyta; Magnoliopsida; Poales; Poaceae.
GGUUCGUCGCCGCGCGCGCGCCUGUUGCGACGGAUCACGCUCGCUCGGUCUUAAUUAAUCCACACGCUUUUCUUCGAUCGUCAACCAAAAGCCCACGGCUCAGGCUCAUCCCUGCCUGCCUCCCCGCCGACAUCCUCCGCUGCGCCUCGCUCGAGGAACUCUUCCUGGCCUGCUGGAUGUUACCUGCCGACCACCUCUCCCGCAGCACAGUAGCAUUUCCCUGCCUCAAGACGCUCAGCAUGCUGAACAUGGGCAUGUCCGACAAGGACCUCGACCACCUGCUCGCCGCCAGCCCUGUCCUGGAGACCCUCGUGCUCGCUUCCCCCGUAAGGCGCUUCCAUCUCCGCAGCCAGAGCCUCCGGUCCGUGCUGGUUUUUCUGGUGGGGGAUUUCGCGGUGGUGGACGCGCCGCUCCUGGAGCGGCUCAUCUUCAUGAAGCCGCUGCUCAACGCUAGAGCUGCUCGUCCCGUGACGGUCAAGAUUGCCUCCACCACUAACCUGCAGGUGCUCGGCUACAUGGAACCCAUGUUCCACAAGCUGCAGAUCGAUGGCAACAUCAUCCCACCUGACACGGUCGCAAGUCCAAGCACCGUGGUUCCAGCCGUCAGGACAUUGGCGCUCAAGGUGAACUUCUGUGUCCUAGAGGAGCUCAAGAUGGUGGCCACCUUGCUCAGAUGCUUCCCCAACUUGUCCACGCUGCACAUCCAGUCUGUCCCGUGUGAUCUGUCCGAAACUGCCGCUGCUGGGGAGCACCAUGCCCAGUUCUGGCGGGAGGUCGGUCCAGUUCAAUGCGUGAGAUCAAGCGUCAAAAGAAUCGUCUUCCACAAAUUCCAUGGACAUCAAAAUGAAUUCGAAUUCCUCAAAUUUGUCGCGAGGGACAAUGCUGCGCUGGAGUCUUUGCUGCUCGUGUCGCCCAAGGAAAAACUUCUUUCGGAGGACGAG